Messenger RNA from Tripterygium wilfordii, 2333 nucleotides. RefSeq lists its product as uncharacterized. Gene Ontology annotation, molecular function: polyubiquitin modification-dependent protein binding. The record is from RefSeq and is a predicted model, not a curated record. The transcript is spliced from 3 exons. Gene Ontology annotation, cellular component: nucleus. Bases 947 to 1858 code for a protein of 303 amino acids. NCBI's taxonomy places the organism in Eukaryota, Viridiplantae, Streptophyta, Magnoliopsida, Celastrales, Celastraceae.
UCUUUUAUAAUGCUUGCAAUAUUCAAGUCCAGAAUCAGGAGAUUUGUGUUUGCAAAUUAUUUUAUCCACUUUCACUUUACCAAGAAAUGUCUUGACCUUCUGAUGUGUGGUCUCCUUAUUGUGAAGUACCAGCAAGGGUUUAACUUUGAGAGGCCUAAUUUAUGAUGAUGAUCUGCUUGGUGCAGCGAGUUUCGGGUAGAAGGUGCAUGUUAAUUCUUCUGUUGCCCUCAAUCUAUAUUAAGUUGAUUGGGCUGUGGAUUUGAAAAUGGACGGUUGCAAUCUAGGUUAUAAUGCUUAUGUGGCAUAUGUUGAUUUCCACAGAUGAGUAGCCCUCAAUAUUCUUUAGUUCUUUGGUUUGUUAUGUAAAAUAGAGUUUGGUGUGGCAUUAUUUGGAAUCAGCAUCAUUCCUUUUCAUUUCUCUAUUGUUAGUUAGAAUAUCUUGCUCAAACACCAUACAUCAAUAUUGUCCGGUUGUCGUUUGGUUCUUGUGUGAGCCAAAGGUUGACAACACUUUGUUCUUUUUGAGCUGUCGUUAUUGGUUCUUAGGCUUAGAAAAUACAUCGUCAUCUAUUUUUAUGUUCAUAAAAUAUGUUCGAAAAUGUAUCGUCAUUGAUUUUUAAGUUUAGAAAAUAUGUUUUUAAGCUCAGAAAAUAUGUCGGUUGCGUGAGAGAUUUGUAGUCACCAAAAGAGAAGAAUCUCAAAUAAAGUGAUGAAAAAUGCAUCUGAUCUGAUAUACUGGCCUGAGUCUUUCUGUGCAUUAAUUUUUAUUUAUUUUCUCGGUGGGAAAUGCCUUUAAGAAGCAAAGAUGAUGUAAUGCGAAAAAAGGGAGUUCAACGAUGUCGUUUCGAUAAACAACCAGUUACCAAAAAGAAUAAAAGCGCUCUCCUGGAAAUCUCACUCUCGGUUUACUGGAGCUGGCUUCUCUUUUCCUCUCCUUGGAAGUCUCAUGGAGCACCAGUUGCAGAAAAUUGCAAUAUCUGGACCGACUCUAGCCUCCUUGCUUCAACGGUUUAGCGCAUCGCCAGCCGAUAUCGACGGCUUGCUCUUUGGCCACGUGAAUCUGGUCACCCCUACCCUCACCGACGACUCUUCCUCCGGCUCCUCCGACCAGCCACACCUCAUCGCAACCAUCACUUCGUUCCUCUCUCUUUCGCAUCUCUCCUUUUACGAUCCGCUCGGGAACCUACGCCUUGGCCCUCAACAAUAUCAAAAUCUCCUUGGCUGGUUCUCCGCUCGCCGCCGAUCCACUCUCCGCCCCUCCAUGCGUGAAUUCUCCGUAUCCUCCUCGCUAUCCAAAUCCUCUAAUUACAAUACUUCAGCGGCCACCAAAGACAUCAACACAAGUUAUGGUAAUUUCUCGCCGUGUAUUUUCCUCUUGCUUGCUACCCCGGUUCAAGAGUCGUUAAUUCACACGCACGAUUACCGUGCGUACCAAUUCGUGGCGUCGACGGAGUCGUUCGAGGCGAAAUCCGUAGAAAUCGUGAAUAUUGGGCCUGCGUUCCGGGGACAUUACGAAAAUUUCAGCCCAACCUCCCCGUUGCCAAUGCUAAGCUGCGAAAUGAGGGGACCAUCGAUGAUGAUGACUGAGGAGGAGAGCUUGAGGGAGUCAAAGGAGGCGACGAGGGACCAGAAGCAGCUGGAUAAGUGUGUGGAGGGUUUUCAAGUCCGUAGGUUGAAGCAGUUGCUGGGAUCUGAAUCUGCGAGUUACACAGCCGGGUUGGAAGAUUUGUACGAGAAGAUGUUGGCCAAGAUCGAAAGCUUGGCAAGGCAGGUCGAGAUUAGCUCAGCCAAAGUUCUUGAGCAGGAAAAUCACAAUAGGAAGUUGAGGCACAAAGUCAUCAGGACAGGACUAGAAUGACUGAUGUUUCUGCCCUCAUGUCAGAUCUUGUAGGGUUUGUACAAAACAUUGGUGCCAGAACCUUGUCUUAUGUUACGAUUAAACUAGUGUCGCUGAUGCGUAAUGCCUGCACGUGGGAUUCAAUACUUUUUGAGAGAUUCUGUUACAAGUUGCUAGAUGAUCAAUGGUGGAUAUUGAAUCUUGAUACGCCCAAUGGUGGAUAUUUGCUAAAAGGAGUGAGUAGGCAUAGGAGCACAAUUAGAUGGGAAUCAUGGAAGGAAAGUACUUAGUUUGUUCUUCGUUUGGAGUCUUAAGCUUUCCUUGAAUUAGAUGGGAUCAUGGGAAGCAUAGAAGGAAAAUACUGAGUUUGUUCUUGCUUUUUUUGGAGUCUUAAGCUUUCCUCGAAUUAAGCCAUUUUCCCUUGAUUCAGUCGUUUACUUUUGUCAUUGUUUCCUGAUGUAUGUAUGAAAUCAUCUAAAUCUUCCCAUUCAUUCUA